AUGGUGAUAAAAAAUUUAAUCACUUUAUUUAUUUUAUUUUCGUUAAUUACAAUAAUUCAUGCACGAUCUGAAGUUCAGUUAACAGAUAUUGCAUCUCCAUGUUAUACUUUAAUUAAUGGUACUCAUCGUAUUGGUUGUAGAACAGGAAAAGAUGGUAAUAAUGGAGUAAUAUUAUUUUUUAAUGAUGAAAAAGAAAUUAAUAAACUUGAAAAAUUAUCAUAUAAUAAAAAAGUUACCAGUGAAUCAUAUAUUCCUGUAAUUGACAUGAAAUAUUUAACUAAAAGUUUUGUUCAAAAACUUAUUUCUAGUGAUGUUAUUACUGGUGUUGUUUUUUAUUCUAAAAAUAUUCAAGAUUUUUCAUUUUCUGAAGAUUCUGAAUGUCCUAAUAAAGAAUUUUCAUACUAUCAAUCAGAUAUAGAACAUGGUUGCCACUGGAACAGUAAUUCAGCUCUCCAUCCUGAUGGUUUAAGAUUUUUAGAUUGGAAAAAACCUGUAUUUUUUUUAACAAAUCAAACAGAAUUGGAUAUUUUAUAUAAAAUUUAUAAAAAAUUUAAUAAUCCAAUUUUAAAUUUAGAACAAGUAUGGAAACCAUUGGCUUUCAUGAAUUUAGGUUUACCUACAGAAAAUGUUAAAAAUACCAAUCAAUGCAAAAAACUUGCUGAUUCAUAUUUUCAAAAUUUUUGGGGUUAUGGAUCACCUGGUAUCUGUGAACCCCUUAUUGAUUAUAAUAUUUUUGUUUCACUGCCAUUUUUUAAUGAUGAAACUAAAAAUAUUGAAACAUUUAUUCUUUCAACUAGAAUGGAUUCUUUCUCAACAUUUCCUAAUACUUCAUUUGGUGAUACUUCUGUCUUAACAUCUUUGAUAGCUAAUAUAGCUGUUGCUGAAGCAUUAGGUAAAAAUAUUGAGUUUAUAGAGAAAUUGUUAAUGGAAAAACAAAAGCAAAUUUUAUUUACCUUUUUCCAUGGUGAAUCAUUUGGAUAUAUUGGUUCUAGUAGAUUCAUCUAUGACAUAAAAAAUAACAAUUUACGUAAUGGAAAAAAUGCCAGAAAAAUUUAUAUUAAAGAUAUAAGUAUGUAUGUUGAAACAAAUAUGUUACUUCCUUAUGAUGAAAAUACCUACAUUAAUCAUAUGCAAAAAAUUUAUUAUGAUAAAAAUGUUCUUGAGGCACAUGGAACAAAAAUAAAUAAGUUUGCUAAUAUCUAUAAAACAACAAUGAAAAAUGAAGGUUUUGAAGUAAAAAAUACUGGGGCUUCACCAAAAAUUCCACCAUCUAGUUAUUAUUCUUUCUUAAAAGAAAAUUCAUCUGUUCCUGGUUUUGUUAUUCUUCCAGCAGAAGUUUCAUAUUACAAUAAUAAACUUAAUACUAUAUCUGAUGUUAAUAUUAGAACAAAUGAAAAUUUAAGAAACAAAACAAUUGAAACUUUGAGGGCUGUCUCGAAAUCUCUCUUAGCAAUGGUAUUAGAAUUUAGUGAAGCAACAAAAUACAAUGAAACAAUAAAAAUAAAUGAUACAUACAUUUCAACUCUUGUGGACUGUUUCUUUUACUCCUCUAAGAAUAUAUGCCCAUAUUUUGAUGAGUUUCUUCGUCAAGAUGGUGUUGAAUAUAAACAUUUUUAUGAAGUUAUUUCACCAUUUAUCUACCCAAAUUCUAACUCCAAUCUUAGAGAUAUUAUUUGGUUAAUUUUAUUAAGAGAAGUAUCUGUUCACACUCCAUAUUCAGUUGUCAAAAGUAAUUGUUCAGAAAAAAAUUCAAAUCCUGAUGAUCCUUAUACAUAUUCUUGGCAAUACUCUCAUGAAAUUGGUAAUUAUCAUUGUUUUAAGUCUCCUGUCUUUGCCUCAACAGCUCAAUCUCCAGCUUUCGAUAUUAAUGAAUAUGAUUUUAUGUCAACAAAUUAUUCUACUUGGGCUGAGAGUGUUCGAAAAGAUCCCUUUAUUAAAGUAUAUUUAGAUUAUGGAAAAACAUAUGAUCUCUGCUUAGUAGCUAGUUCCAUAUUCUUGCUUAUAAUCAACACAAUGAUGAGUUAUGUUGUUUCAAAAUUUCUUUCAAAAAGAAAACAAAGAGGAGAUUUAACAACUAUUGAAGCUACCAAUACAAAUCAAAAUUCCUCAAAUCGGGUUAAUCUAUAA
Messenger RNA from Strongyloides ratti, 2127 nucleotides. Its product is annotated as Nicastrin family-containing protein. Gene Ontology annotation, cellular component: membrane. Lineage: Eukaryota; Metazoa; Nematoda; Chromadorea; Rhabditida; Strongyloididae. Gene Ontology annotation, biological process: Notch receptor processing; protein processing. Bases 1 to 2127 code for a protein of 708 amino acids. The record is from RefSeq and is a predicted model, not a curated record. The transcript is spliced from 3 exons.